AUGAAGGUGAUUGGCCGGAUUCUGGCGUGCGUGCUAUUGGCAGCUAUAAUCGCGAAAAAUGUAAUUGCAACGAGUGCCGCGAAUAUUAAAUCUACAACGGGACGAAAUAACAAAAUCGUACAAUUCAAUACUACGAGACUAGAAUUGGUUCCGGAACUAUCGCCGCUGAAUGCUGAAGAUUUUCGAGGUAUACUGAACAGCGUAUUUAGAAACAAAAAUGAUCAAGACAUUGAGAGAUUUGAAGAGGCUCGCACUUUUGGUAAAAUCAGAAGAUUGCAGUUCAUGUUGAUGCCGUUGAUAUAUAAAAUGGGAGUAAUGAUGACAAUGUUGACGGUAUUGACAGCGAUCUCAGUCAAGGGACUUUUCGUUGGCAUUAUACUGCUGAUACUUAAACUCAGCACUUUUCUAGCGAAAUUUUAUUCCGGCUGGCAAGCAUCAUCGCAACCAAUUCACCUACACAUUCACAAUAGUUCUCCAUAUGUUCACCCACAAAUGUAUCAUAAUUGGGUACCGUCGAGUGGUCCCGAGAAUCACUAUUAUUGAAAGAGAUAAAUCAUACGUAAAGAUAUUUUGUUUCCGAUUAUAA
Molecule: messenger RNA, 586 nt
Organism: Formica exsecta
Lineage: Eukaryota; Metazoa; Arthropoda; Insecta; Hymenoptera; Formicidae
Exons: 3
Coding region: 1-543 (180 amino acids)
Source: RefSeq, a predicted model, not a curated record